UUGCGCACGGUUCAGUGGUAGAAAAACUAGGAGGAAUCGUCCAUUUCCAGUGUAGUCCGAGAUCGUUCCUGUCCGACUCGAAUAUAUCAAAUAAACAAAAAGGAAUCCUCAAAGAAACAAAGAAUAACUCGUGAAACCAGAAGAAAUUGUGCAAUAAUUAAUUACAAAAUAGAGACAAAAUCCAGUUAAAAUUGUAACCAGAAUCUCGCCGAGAAUAAACAAAGUUCCCCACCAAUACACACACAAAACACACACAACCAACACAAUGAGUGUCUGUGAGAGCAAAGGCGUUGUGCAACAACAGUUGCAGCAGCAGUUGCACCAACAGGCCGCCGCCGCCGCAGUAGCUGCUGCGGCUGCCGUGCAGCAGCAGCAAGCUCAGGCUCAAGCGCAGGCGCAGCAACAGGCCCAAGCACAGGCUCAAGUCCAAGCGCAGCAAGUCCCACAGGUGGUGGUGCCCCAGCAGCACCUCACACCGCAGCAGCAGCAGCAAAGCACACAGAGCAUCGCCGACUAUUUGGCCCAGUUGCUCAAGGAUCGCAAGCAGUUGGCCGCCUUCCCCAACGUCUUCACCCACGUCGAACGUCUGCUGGACGAAGAAAUUGCACGCGUGCGCGCCUCUCUGUUCCAGAUCAAUGGGGUUAAGAAGGAGCCGCUGACACUGCCCGAGCCCGAGGGCGCUGUGGUGACGAUGAACGAGAAGGUCUAUGUGCCAGUGCGUGAACAUCCAGAUUUCAACUUUGUCGGUCGCAUUUUGGGGCCUCGUGGCAUGACGGCCAAGCAAUUGGAGCAGGAGACCGGCUGCAAGAUCAUGGUCCGCGGCAAGGGAUCCAUGCGCGACAAGAAGAAGGAGGACGCCAACCGCGGCAAGCCCAACUGGGAGCAUCUGUCCGAUGACCUACAUGUCCUGAUAACCGUCGAGGACACCGAGAACCGGGCCAAGGUCAAGCUGGCCCAGGCUGUUGCCGAAGUUCAGAAGUUGCUUGUGCCGCAAGCCGAAGGCGAAGAUGAGCUAAAGAAACGUCAACUUAUGGAAUUGGCGAUUAUUAACGGCACUUAUAGGGACACAACAGCGAAAUCUGUCGCAGUGUGCGAUGAGGACUGGCGCCGCCUGAUGGCUGCCUCGGACAGCCGCCUGCUGACGCCCGCCGGCCUGCCCGGCCUCGCCGCCCAGAUCCGUGCUCCCGCCACCGCCCCAUUGGGCGCCCCAUUGAUCCUGAAUCCCCGGAUGACCGUCCCGACCACAGCGGCCAGCAUACUGUCCGCCCAGGCCGCACCCACUGCCGCCUUCGACCAGACCGGCCAUGGAAUGAUUUUCGCCCCGUAUGGCGACUAUGCGAACUACGCCGCCCUUGCCGGCAAUCCUCUGCUCACGGAAUAUGCUGAUCAUAGCGUUGGUCGAUAUAUGCAUGCCGGCUCCGUCUUUUGAACUUCUCUCUCUCACUCUCUAUUAUUUUCCCCCUGAAAAACCAACAACAAAAGCAGAAACUAAAUUUAGAGAAAAGAAAAAUCCAUUUAAAAAAUGUUUAGCAUAAAGUUACAGUUACACUGAAACAAAAGAAAAUAUAUACACACACAUGAAUGUAUAGACUGUAUAUAUACAAUUUUAUAUUAACUUAGAGACAAAACCAUAAAAGUAAAACGGCACAAAGGAACAAACAAGAACAGAUAGAAAAUACUCAAUGAAAAAUUAAAUCGUACAGAAGGAAACCAAUCAAAAGAACAAUUUUACAAUUUUACGAUUAUUGCUCGCCAAUGAAUUUGUUUUUAUACAAUUAAUUGCAAUAUUCAUCUGUAGUUGAUAGUUAAUAGGUGGCAAUAGGUCUGCAAAUAUGCAAUAUUGGCAAAAAUAAGUGAUUUUUAGGCCCUUAAUUAGUAGUUGUUUUUAAUCUUAACUUUAAUUCUAACUUAAAGUUUCUGUAAUUCCCCCCGACACACGUUUUUAAAUGAGUAUAUUCUAGUUGAGAACAACAACGACGGCAGCGGCAACCAAAGCAAGUUGUUGAUUUUCGUCUUUGGAUCCCAUGAGUAUUCAAAUUAAAGAGGGCUAAACUGUCAACUGAUAGUUGCUGAUUUAACGAUUCGUUUUUAUCAAUACUUUCCCUUCUGAACAAAAAAAAAAAACCCUUCUUGUAAUUUCGCGGUAUAAGGGUCGAGUGUUAAGUGCAAUUUAGAUUUGUAGCUGUAUUUUUUUGUUUGUAUCUAUGUAGUUAUUUUAGUGAGUGUUUGCGAAAGGGGGGACAGUAUUUAUGCACAAAUGUACCUUACAUAUAGAGAGAUAGGAAAUCCGUUUCAAUUUUUCCAUCCAGUGCCAUUUCUCGAAAAACAAAACAUAUUUUGCAGAGAAUGGCGACCGAACAGGGACCGUUCUUCAAAAUAUAUACAAACACUAGAGUAUCUAAACCUAUUACUUUGAAACGGAAAGGAGCCUUGAAUCGAGUUGGUGCUUAAUUAUUAUUAUUUCAAAUAUAUGUAUUUAAGUUAGUCGAGGCUCUCCGGCAGCCGUCCAGGAACAGAAAUUGAAUGCACGACUAGUCAGCAAGCUGGAAGAUCAAAUUGCUUAAGGAACAAUUGUAAACACAAACACAAUCAAUCUUGUCUAGAACGUAAUGAUUACCGGGAGUACUUUAUCUCCUAGGUCUAGGCUAAGCGGCUUGAAAAUCACUUAUUUUGUGUCCAACUCGAAACCAGAUCCAAUACUAUAUAUAUCGAAUUCAUAGUUACCCACAACACGCACAUAUAUAAACGACUCAUUCCAAAGAAGCAGAGAAUUUAAAUGUUACAAAGUAAAAGUGAAUACACGAGUACGAACAUGAAAUGAAAGAACAGGUGAAGAUGAUUUUCCCUCUCAGUUGGCAAUUGGCUUGUAAGCAAAAGUUCCAGCAGCAAGGCAGCAGCAAGCUUCAGUUUGAGCAAGCAUAUUGUAUCUCUAAGGAAGAUAUAUAAAUUAUAUCUACUAGCUCCUAAGACGUAUCUUGUAGCGAAUAUAAUGUUCACAUUAUUUAAACAUAUAACCGAUAUAUGCCUAUAUACAAACCCAUAUCUACAUGUAUCGUAUCGUAUAUUUUAGUAGGCGCCAUUAAGCAGCAGCGUCGUUUGGCGGCUAACAGAGAACAUCCCUAUCAGCGAGCAACGGUCGGAGUGCCAGCCAAGCCGGCGGGUUUCAUUGAGAUACAGUAAAAGUCGCCAGCAUGAACAGCAGAAACCUAAAUCAGAGAGCACUCACCCUUUUUUUUUUUAAAACAAUCAUCACCAGCAACUGUAACAGAAAACUUUUUAUCAAUAAUUGUCGUGAAAGAAACGGAAAUCGUACGAUUUUUGUGCGUUGGGUCGUCUGCCCAGCUAUAGAUUGCGUUCAACCAAUCAAUUUAGUUCAAUUAUGUCAACUUCAGCUCCUUAUUUAUUUCGAAAUGAAUCGUUCGAGUCUGCUGCUCUUAAUGAAAUCCAUAAUAUCCGCCCCGCACUGUAUACCCGAUGAAACCUGACCGGAACCGUUGGCCAGGCCAGGCCGCUCUGCCCUGAUCAGAGUUCGAAAAGAAUUGUCAAGCGCCGCACCGCCUCCACAGCACACUACCAACACCACCAAUGACACCAUUAAACUCUCCAACCAACCCGCUCCUCCAUCCGCCAUGAAUCCAUCCACGCCUGCCAUAGACGAGCACGGACGCCGAGCAGCAGCUGCAUCCUAGCCAGGCCAAUAUCAGAGCCAUGUGUGUGCGUGUGUAUGUGCAUCCAUCUGAAGCUAACCAGAAACUGUAACCAGAAAAAAGAAAACUGAAAACCGAACACACUGAGCAACAUGUCACUGACACAACAACAGCUACUAAACUCGCUCCUGACACCUGAACUCUGACCCAUUCGCCACAUCAACAACACCCAGCAGCAGAUGCAGCACUUAAUGGACAGCAGUAGCAGCAGCAGCAGCAAAGAACACCAGCAGCAACAUCAGUAUGUAUUGAAUCUUGUGGCCAUUAAACCGUUAAGUUUUGCCAGCAAACAAAACUAAACAAAGUAAGCGAAAAGCAAAACAAUUGAUAAGAGAAUCAAACAUAGAACUUAGUUUAAUUAACAUAAUCUAAUGGAAAAUACAAGUUAGUUCUUAGUGAAAAGUUCAACGAACAAAAACAUACUUAAAGCAAACGCACACACAUAUAUAUUUAUAUAUAUUAUAAUAUGCAUAUACAAUUCUGUAUAUAAUAAUCCCAAUAAACCCCUUAAUCGAACUAAAGAAUAUUAUGUUAACGGAAUCUCAUCCAAGAAACUCUAUACAAGCAAGCAUAAAAAAAAAAGAAGCUGUUUUUAUUUUUUUUUUUAAAGCGCUCUUUUAACUCAAAUUAUGAAUCUUUUACUAGAUGAACGUUAGUUGUUUUCCCUCUCCCCUGAUCAUUGUGAACCCCCAGAGACUAGGCGACGGCUCAACUCAUUAUUAUGUCGGGCAACGAUCUUGUGCCGUCUUUUUUAAAGUAAGCGUAAAGCCUAUUCUAUUUUUUGUUAAACUGACGCAAGCUCUUGUUAAUGAAGUAUUCUUUGAUUAUGUUACAUAUCUAUACCAGCUCCACUCCGGUCUGAUUGUGUGAAAAGAGAGAGAGAGUGGGGGCGAGAAAGCUAUCGAAACAAUUUGCAUAAUGUCACAUUAAACACGUUUAACAGCCAUAUUUAGUUAAUGAAACACGGUCAUACGUAGGUAUGAUUAUUAUGAUGAUAAUAUCAAGCAUUCAUUAUGUACAAUUAAACGCUAAACUUAAAUUAUUUUAAAUACUUUAACGCUAAUGUAUUAUAUGCAGAAAUAAAAACAAAAACAUAUUUUUUAAUCUUCAAAUUGUUCUAGAAACACACACACACACUCAACAAAAGAGAAUUCUUUAAUUUAAAAUAAACACCAAGCCACUGAGCAUGGAAUCUGGCAUUGUUAAAACUCUUAACUGAAUAAAAAUAUAUUACUUAAAUGUUAUAAAAUGAAUGCAGGCAGAUUGGGAAGGAACAAAACUAAAAAGCGAAAAGGAAUUGCAUUUAAUUUAUGGUACAAAGUGGGCGCUCGCCCAACAUAAACCUAUUGCCGCACACUUUAUUUUAAAUUAAAGAAUUUUUAUUCAUUUUUGUUGGGAAAUCGAGUUGUUAUCAAUAUGUGCCUUAAAAACAAAUCGGCACUAAUCAAAAUAAUCUUAAAAAAAAAAGCUUAUAAUAAAUAAAAAUAAUAUAAAGAACAUUUUGAAAUUAUUCUGCACAUUGUGAGACUUUAUACUCAGAAACAAAACUAAAAUCAACCUAUAAUUAAUAUAAAACAUAAUGUAUAGUUCUUAUUGAUAAUAACGGCAAUCGUGCAAUCGUAGCAAUUCGAAAACCUUGCUUAUGAUGAGUUCAGCAUUGAUUUUAACAACAAGCAAAUAUAAUUCUCUCAAUGAUUGUGUAACUAAACAGAAAAGAACGUUUUAAAUCAUUUAGUUGUACGCUCAUUGCAUUAAUCAAAUCAAACGUUGUGUGUCCUAACAAAACACAUCUGAAACAAUGUUCAUUCAUCGCCAGCAUCUUUAUUUUUUAACUGCAUACGUUUGAGAAGGCAAUCAUUGUUUUAAUGUGAGAUAAUCCAUAUGUUCAAAACCUACAAAUAUCUAUUAAAUACGCACAAGUAAUUAAUUACAUUUGUGUAUGUAUGUACGAUUAUGUAUAACUUUUUGAAUAAAUAAAUGUUUAUAUAAAAA
This is a messenger RNA of Drosophila kikkawai, 5699 nucleotides long. RefSeq names its product protein held out wings (gene how). Gene Ontology annotation, molecular function: mRNA binding. Gene Ontology annotation, biological process: regulation of mRNA splicing, via spliceosome. Lineage: Eukaryota; Metazoa; Arthropoda; Insecta; Diptera; Drosophilidae. The record is from RefSeq and is a predicted model, not a curated record. Gene Ontology annotation, cellular component: nucleus.